UUGAAUUUGUUGCCUUGCAUUCCAUUCUGACUAUCUCUGGUGUUAUGCAGACGAAGAGAACCAAGAAGGCGGGUAUCGUUGGGAAGUACGGCACCCGAUAUGGUGCUAGUUUGAGGAAGCAAAUCAAGAAGAUGGAAGUCUCUCAGCACAGCAAGUACUUUUGUGAGUUGUGUGGGAAGUACGCCGUUAAGCGUAAGGCUGUUGGAAUAUGGGGCUGCAAAGACUGUGGCAAAGUGAAAGCUGGGGGCGCCUUCACGCUGAAUACUGCUAGUGCUGUGACUGUUAGGAGCAAUCGAAGGCUGAGGGAGCAGACUGAGAGUUAGAGCUGCAUUAUUCUCGUUUUUGUUGAAACGAUCUAUCUUUUCUUAAACUUUGAUUUAUGUUAUAUACUCGUAUGCGGAGCUUUUUUGAUGAAUCGGAGUAAUGGUUACCGAGUAAA
This is a messenger RNA of Pyrus x bretschneideri (Chinese white pear), 439 nucleotides long. RefSeq names its product 60S ribosomal protein L37a. The record is from RefSeq and is a predicted model, not a curated record. NCBI's taxonomy places the organism in Eukaryota, Viridiplantae, Streptophyta, Magnoliopsida, Rosales, Rosaceae. Gene Ontology annotation, molecular function: structural constituent of ribosome. Gene Ontology annotation, biological process: translation. Gene Ontology annotation, cellular component: ribosome.